AAAGAAUGCAUUUGUCAUCCAUUCGUAGUCUAAGGAGACAUCAACAAGAGCACAUUCCACUGGCAGCCUUUGAGGGCCCGCGAUCAUUCUCGAACAUGAAUGAGCUGAGGGAGCCGCGUGUCAAGCACAGCGACAAUGGCCUGUUUAAGUGCCAAGAAUGCAAUGCAGUAUUCAUCGACAUCCUUUUUCUGCAGAUCCACAGUAAAGAGCAUGCUGGUGAGCAAGGGCAACUGGAGCGUAGCCGAGGAGCCACACUCUUUAGGGCUAAGAAACAGGUCGACUCCGACUCGAAGAAGAGUGUUUUAGAAAUGUUUUCCUGCCAUGACGCUAAUAGUCGCUCAAAGAGUCCAACAAUGCUAAAGAAGAUGAAGCUCACCAACCCCGACCCUGCUAUAUCAAGCCCCACAAAGAAGAGCUGCAUGACCCAAUCCUUGCCAAUAAAACAGGAAAAUACAUGCCAGCAGUGCGGUAAGAAAUUUACCUAUAAACAAGCCCUGACUAGGCACAUGCGUGUUCACACUGGCGAGCGUCCUUUCGAAUGCACGUAUUGCGAGAAGAAAUAUUCGCGCAAGGCUCAGCUAGAUGAGCACACUGCUACCCACACUGGCGACCGUCCUUUCAAGUGCUUGGUUUGCGAGAAGAAAUUUAUUCGCAAGAUACACCUAGCCGAGCACACUCGUAUUCACACUGGCGACCGUCCUUACGAGUGCUUGACUUGCGGCCAGACUUUUCCGCGCAAGUAUACCCUGCUUAAGCACAAUCGUAUCCACACUGGUGAUCACCCUUCCGAUUGCCCCAAGAAAAAGGAAAAAAGCUUUGACGAAAGUUAUAAACUGGAGAUACACGAAAGAUAGGCGUCGUGUCCAUUAUGGAUGAAAUCGCUUGAAGCAUUUUUUCAUUGACAUGACUUUUCUUUAACUAAAUAUUUUUAAAACUAGGUUAGGUUAGGUUAUGAUCGUCUUCAUUUUAAAUUUGAAUAUUUCUGUACAUCUUGAUUAGUGCUUCCCUGCAUUAUUUAUUUCAAUAGAUUGCGUUUAUAUCCUUGUCAUACUUUCACAUUCAAACUCAGGCGCGCAGCUCGACCACUAACCAUACAGUAUACCAUCCAGUCGAUAGUAUCGAAUGCCUGUGCUUUUCUCUCUAUAUGUGGGAUUUGCUCUCUUGUUAUUGCUGGGAUAUAAACGUACUAUCUAUGGAGGAGCGAGCGCACCAAAUAAAGUAAGAACAAUGUGGAGAAAUAA
Drosophila miranda is the source of this 1241-nucleotide messenger RNA. RefSeq names its product gastrula zinc finger protein XlCGF52.1-like. NCBI's taxonomy places the organism in Eukaryota, Metazoa, Arthropoda, Insecta, Diptera, Drosophilidae. Gene Ontology annotation, biological process: negative regulation of transcription by RNA polymerase II. The coding region runs from base 6 to 854 and encodes 282 amino acids. The transcript has 4 exons. Gene Ontology annotation, molecular function: DNA-binding transcription repressor activity, RNA polymerase II-specific; RNA polymerase II cis-regulatory region sequence-specific DNA binding. The record is from RefSeq and is a predicted model, not a curated record. Gene Ontology annotation, cellular component: nucleus.